GUACCACACUGACACUGGCUUCUUCCGGAGACUGGGACAGAAUCUGCUUGGUUCUCCCAGGUACAUGGGGCUGCUGGCUGGGGGUGGUUUCCUGAGUGUAGAGACUGAAGAAGUGACUAAGGCUGGUCAUGUGGUCCUAUGGUUCGUGUUCCCCUGA
Messenger RNA from Rangifer tarandus platyrhynchus (Svalbard reindeer), 157 nucleotides. The record is from the annotation of a GenBank genome assembly. Lineage: Eukaryota; Metazoa; Chordata; Mammalia; Artiodactyla; Cervidae.